Molecule: messenger RNA, 2041 nt
Organism: Arabidopsis thaliana (thale cress)
Lineage: Eukaryota; Viridiplantae; Streptophyta; Magnoliopsida; Brassicales; Brassicaceae
Gene: ESL1
Product: ERD (early response to dehydration) six-like 1
Exons: 17
Coding region: 244-1656 (470 amino acids)
Biological process (GO): carbohydrate transport; transmembrane transport
Cellular component (GO): vesicle; vacuolar membrane; membrane
Molecular function (GO): sugar transmembrane transporter activity; transmembrane transporter activity
Source: RefSeq, marked reviewed
UCAAAUUAAAAAACAAAAUACGUGUAUAUAAAAUUGAAUAAAACCCCAACAGAAACGUGACACAAAAGAAAAGAUUGGGGAAGCUGACCUCUGCCUUUCCUCCUCCAUUAAUCAAGGAAUAUAAAUCAGCUUUAAACUCAGUCCUCUUAUGGAAGACAAAAAAGCAAAUAUUUAUUCGUAAAUAUAACUUCAGAACCCUUUCAACAAAACUCUCUCUGUUCUUUCUCCGUGGAGAAGUUAAAGAUGACGAUGUCGGAGAACUCAAGAAACUUGGAAGCUGGUUUGCUACUGAGGAAGAACCAAAACGACAUCAACGAAUGUCGUAUCACUGCUGUUGUACUUUUCAGUACUUUCGUUUCUGUUUGUGGCUCUUUCUGCUUCGGUUGUGCGGCAGGUUAUUCAUCAGUUGCUCAAACAGGGAUCAUAAAUGAUUUAGGUCUCUCUGUUGCACAAUACUCCAUGUUUGGUUCAAUCAUGACUUUUGGAGGAAUGAUUGGUGCCAUCUUCAGCGGGAAAGUUGCAGAUCUCAUGGGUCGAAAAGGGACUAUGUGGUUUGCUCAAAUUUUCUGCAUCUUCGGUUGGGUUGCAGUAGCAUUAGCAAAAGACUCCAUGUGGCUUGAUAUUGGAAGACUAUCCACAGGAUUUGCAGUUGGUUUAUUAAGCUAUGUGAUACCAGUUUACAUUGCAGAAAUAACACCAAAACAUGUUCGAGGAGCGUUUGUAUUUGCUAAUCAGCUGAUGCAGAGUUGUGGAUUGUCUUUAUUCUACGUCAUUGGAAAUUUUGUUCAUUGGCGUAACUUGGCCUUAAUCGGUCUCAUUCCAUGUGCGUUGCAAGUUGUGACUUUGUUCUUUAUUCCAGAGUCCCCUAGACUACUGGGAAAAUGGGGACAUGAAAAAGAAUGUAGAGCUUCAUUGCAAAGUCUUCGCGGAGAUGAUGCAGAUAUCUCUGAAGAAGCCAACACUAUCAAAGAAACCAUGAUCUUGUUUGAUGAAGGACCAAAAUCGCGGGUUAUGGAUUUGUUUCAGAGAAGAUAUGCUCCAUCUGUUGUUAUUGGUGUGGGACUAAUGCUUCUACAACAACUCUCUGGAAGCUCAGGACUUAUGUACUAUGUCGGUAGCGUAUUUGAUAAAGGAGGGUUUCCAAGCAGCAUUGGCUCAAUGAUUCUUGCAGUGAUCAUGAUACCAAAAGCUCUAUUGGGUCUGAUUUUGGUUGAGAAAAUGGGACGAAGACCACUUCUAUUGGCCUCUACCGGUGGAAUGUGCUUUUUCAGCUUGCUCCUCAGUUUUUCCUUCUGCUUUCGGUCAUAUGGCAUGCUUGAUGAGCUCACUCCGAUUUUCACAUGUAUCGGUGUAGUGGGUUUCAUCUCUUCAUUUGCCGUAGGCAUGGGAGGCUUACCAUGGAUCAUCAUGUCUGAGAUAUUCCCAAUGAAUGUUAAAGUUUCUGCUGGGACUCUGGUUACCUUAGCCAACUGGUCCUUUGGUUGGAUUGUUGCUUUCGCCUACAACUUCAUGCUAGAGUGGAACGCAUCAGGAACGUUCUUGAUCUUCUUUACUAUAUGUGGUGCGGGUAUAGUCUUUAUUUAUGCGAUGGUACCCGAAACUAAAGGAAGAACAUUGGAAGAUAUACAAGCUUCUCUUACAGAUUUUCUACAAUGAGAUCAAGUUUGACUUGUUUAAAGUUAUUCAUUUUUUCUUAGAUUACAAUUGGGGGGAGGUUUAUAGUUUUUUGUUGUAAUUGUUACCUCAUUUGAUGUGCAAUUGAGAAAGAGAUCACUUGAACAUAAGGUUUAGAUAUCUCUCUGUCUCAGUAAAUUAGCCCAAUGUAUGUAUAGUAUAGUCCCAGUUUUACACCCAAAAAAAAGAAAUAUAAAAUUGAACUUUAAGGUAUUGGCUUUUUGCUUUCAUUGUAUAUUUAACAUUUUUUUUUUUUACUUUUACUAGUUGCUAAUGCUAUUAAUCAAUCUACCAGUUCUCUGAAACCUGUAGACCCACAGUUUCUACUUUCGGACUUAUUUGUUCUGUAUGUGUUCCACAUUUCCGG